Molecule: messenger RNA, 2372 nt
Organism: Ananas comosus (pineapple)
Lineage: Eukaryota; Viridiplantae; Streptophyta; Magnoliopsida; Poales; Bromeliaceae
Product: seipin-2-like
Exons: 2
Coding region: 136-1608 (490 amino acids)
Biological process (GO): lipid storage; lipid droplet organization
Cellular component (GO): endoplasmic reticulum membrane
Source: RefSeq, a predicted model, not a curated record
CCCCUGCCCAGUUGCUUGUUCCGCCACGUCUCCUCUUCCCCUUCUCCCUGCCCACGACUUUCUCCUGAAUCCCAUGACCCGCCUCUUCCUCCUCUCCUCCUCCUCCUCAUCACCCUCGAGUACCCUUCCUCUCCCAUGGAACCCUCCGACCCCGAUCCCGACCCCUUCUUCGACGCCAUGGACGACCCCGACCCCGAACCCUUCUUCGACGCCCCCGACGAGCUCCCUCCCUCCGACCCCUCCGAAACCCUCGCCCCCGCCACCCCCUCCGCCGCCGUAGCCGAUACCCCCCCGCCUCCCUCCACCCUCCGCCGCCGCAGGUCCCGACUCGAUGGCGGCGGAGAGCGGCGGCGGAGCGGGAUCCUGCGCCUCGUUAAUGUCGACGGCGCCUCCGAUUAUACCGCCGAUCAUGCUCCGGCGCCGAGCUCGACCCUCACUUCGGAGCGGCUCAGCUCCGCGAGAGAUCGCUUUCCCCGGACUCCGCUUGAAUCGGCGGCCACGAGCGCUCUCCGCGACGCGGAGCCCUCGCCCGACGCCGCCGCGGCGGCUCCGCCGCGGACCCUGCUGGAGUGUGUCGCAGGUUUCGUGAUCAGAGCUGUUCUUUUUCAGCUCAAUUUAGUCGUUAACUGCAUCACAUUUCCAAUUUGUUUGCUGCAUUGCUCUUUCCUGCUUGUAAUCGACCCUUUCGGUAGCAUAAGACGAUAUAAGGAUCAUAUGAGAGCUAGGGUUUCAUCAGCGUGGAAGAUUUUAUUGGAUAAAGCGGCUUCUUUUGCGCACGAGAGGCUCGGGAGCCAGCGCGAGUUGUGGGGAUUGGCGGUGAGAUUGAUCAUCGGGGGCGUCUGGGCGUUCUACAUUUGCUUUGUUUUAUGCGGGCUCCUAGCGACCGCGUUCUUGGGCGGGAGUUGGCUUGCGGGGAAAGUUCUGGAGAAGCCGAUCCAGUUGACGGAGGAACUGAAUUUUGAUUACACGAAGGCUAGCCCGGUCGCGUUGGUGCCGGUGAUAUCAUGCAGUAACGUUUUUGGUUCCGAGGGAAAGGGCAGAGCUGGGGCCUUCUUGGAUAGAAGGAUGGUGCCUGCGAAUCACAAAUUGCAGCUUACCAUUUCGUUGACGUUGCCAGAGUCCGAUUACAAUCGGAAUCUUGGGGUUUUCCAGGUCAGGGUGGAGUUUCUAUCUGCAGAAGGCAAAGUAAUCUUCAGUUCGCGCCAACCAUGCAUGUUACGGUUUAAGAGCUCUCAUAUGCACAUCAUUGAGACCUUUCUCAAAAGUGGUUCUUUACUAGCAGGCUAUUCGUCAGAGUCGCAGACUCUCAGAUUAAAAAUGAGGGGAUUUACUGAAAAACCCGAGCCAACUGCAUGCAUCAGGGUCAUUCUUGAACAAAGGGCCGAGUUCAAGCCCGGUGCUGGCAUUCCCGAGAUUUACACUGCUUCUUUGAAGCUCGAGUCCGAACUUCCUCUGUUUAAGAGGAUAAUUUGGAACUGGAGAAGGACACUGCUUAUGUGGUUAAGCAUGGGAAUUUUCAUCUUUGAAUUGCUGAUUCUUCUGGUUUGCUGUAGGCCUGUUAUAAUUCCAAGGACUAGGUCUCCUAUAGCUGCAACAGGGAGGAGUUAGUCUCAAACCAUCGAAUAUUGCAGAAUUUUAUGUGUAGACAUGGUUUAAUUAAGCGUAGAGCACCACAACAGCACAGACUUCCUCAUUUCAGGUAGGUCUUCCAAUCUUUCCUAACUUUGGGAGGCACAAGUGAUGCAUCUUUUACUUGGAUAAAAGAUGCAAUGAAGUACGUACAAUUUACUGCUUUCAGUGCACUCGACAAAAUAGUAUUUUGAGGUAUUGGUGAGUAAUGACAAGGACGGUCACCGUUAUCUCAUCAAGAUAUCUGCGAUAUCUUCAAUAGAUAAAUUAAUUGAGUUCAUAGCUGAGGAAACAGUAAACCUUACAGAGGAAACAGGUCUGCGCAUGUAUAUUUUUCUGAGCAGAGAAGCAUCAUCCGGUAAGAACACACAACAGAGAGUUCCUCAAUUCUCUUAUAUUGCGAGACACUACCUGCACGAAACUGUCUUAUGUUGCUAAAAAUAGUAGAAGUCUAAUAAAAUUAGCAUUUUAAGGUUUGUAAAGUUGUAUCAAAUUCUUUGUUGUUGUUUGGGGAAAAAAAAAAGAAGAGUGAAUGAGCAACCCUUAGAUUCUUUUUCUAAAGGUUGCGACUAGUAUGACAGCUAGAAAAUUGCAACUUGACUUUUAACCUUGUAGUGCAAGCUUUAGAACUGAACUAAGUAUGAGAUGGGUUUUAUCAGCAUUGCUUGUUGUUGGGUUAGGUGUCAUUAUCAGUGAACAAGUUUACAUAUGGAGGAUAGUUUGUGCUUAUUUCUUUCUAGGUA